Triticum turgidum subsp. durum (durum wheat) is the source of this 1008-nucleotide messenger RNA. Lineage: Eukaryota; Viridiplantae; Streptophyta; Magnoliopsida; Poales; Poaceae. The record is from the annotation of a GenBank genome assembly.
AUGGCCGCCGAGGAGCCCGCCUAUUUCCGUAGUGUUCCUCUUCAGCAAGAGAUCCACCAAAGGGAGCUUCGCUUCGAGCUGUACAUGCGCCAGAUCGAUAAACCCCACGGAGACCAGCAAAAGAACCAGGAAGUUAUAGUGGACAAGAAGCAAGACAACGAGUAUGGCACCCUGGCUGUUCAAGACUGGACCGUACGGGAUGGCCCUGGAGACGAGGCAAAGGAUGUUGCGCGUGCCCAGGGCCUGCAUCUUGGGGCCAGUAGUACCAAGGAAACCACAAUCUGGUUUACCUCUUUCAGUAUAGUGUUUACCGGCGACGGCGAUAGUGAUAAAUUUCCCCUUAAGUUCAAGGGAUCCAGCCUUCAGGUGAUGGGAACCUGGAACGGAGAAGGCAGUACCAAAUUGGCGAUCACCGGUGGGACCGGAGAGUUUGCCCGUGCACAAGGUUUUGCCACUCACACAAUAGACAAAGAUUUUGAGCAUCAUGGCAGCAUCAGGAAGCUUGUGAUCGAUGCUAUGUGCCUCACCUUCCCGACCCCGAAACAAGUUCGUGUAAAGAAGUCGGGACCAUGGGGUGGGAAUGGAGGAGAAGAACAUGACAUUCUAGAGCUGAAACCUCAACGUCUAGAAAGUGUGACCAUUACAAGUGGCAUUGUCAUCAACUCAAUUGCAUUCACCUGCAUCGAUCAAGCCCAACAGAAGCACAACAUUGGUCGUCCAUGGGGCCGUGAUGGUGAACUCCCUGCGGACCUGGGCCGUGAGACGAUCCAUUUUACUCGUUCAGAAAUUGUGAAAGAAGUUUCCGGAACAUUUGGUACUUUUCGUGGAGAUACUAUUGUGACAUCACUUACUUUCGUCACUACUUUGAGGACACAUGGACCUUUUGGAAAUCCAAAUGGUACUGCUUUCAGUGUGCCUAACACUAACAUUGUGGGCUUCUUCGUGCGUGCUGGGAGCGUUGUUAAUGCACUUGGAGUGUAUGAAUUGCUCGAGAAUAACAACUACUAA